Anoplopoma fimbria (sablefish) is the source of this 1459-nucleotide messenger RNA. RefSeq names its product transmembrane protein 272-like. NCBI's taxonomy places the organism in Eukaryota, Metazoa, Chordata, Actinopteri, Perciformes, Anoplopomatidae. The transcript is spliced from 5 exons. Bases 46 to 576 code for a protein of 176 amino acids. The record is from RefSeq and is a predicted model, not a curated record.
GAAGCUAAACGAUACAAACAAAGCUCCUGAUCCUCAUUGGUGAUAAUGUCAAACAUCGGCCUGAUUCGACGCAUCCGCAACCGUCCUCAACCCCCAUUACCGAUACUAGCAUUAUCAAAGUUGAUUGCUUGUGUCAUACCCGCUGCCCAGAUUGCACUCGGUACAAUACAUCUGAAUGACUGUCCGCGGCAGCACUACAUCCCCAUCUAUCUGAUAGUGGCGGGAGUCUUUGGGCUGUUGCUGGCGUUGCUCUCCUGCCUGCCCUGGGCCAGAACCCCCGAAGAUGGCACCCCCAACCCGCUCAGUCGAAUCUGCACCGCCUGGAACUCGUUGUCAUCCUUAUUUUUCUUCUGCUGGUUCAUAGCUGGUAAUGUGUGGAUAUACUCUAUUUACAAGCCCAACUACGACAGGAACACAACGAAUGUGGAUCCCUACUGCGACAAGACUCUCUACCUGUUUGCCUUCUGGACCACCACCUUAGUCUACAUCCUCAUGGCUUUGUCCAUGGUUUGCGGCUGCUGCGUCUUGGUCUGCAAGUUGCUGUGCGGCCAAGCCGAUAGAGACGACGACGUCUAGAAUCAAACAAACCAACGAGGAGACAGGAUGCGUCUAAUGCGGCUGUUAAUGGUUGAUAUAUUGCCACACAAGAUUAAUAUGUUUUAUCUGAACACCUACCAUGUCUCGUAGUGGCACAGCCUGUGUUUUGACAGCCUCAUUUAGAUACACACUCAAAUCCAAGAUGCUGUAGAUUUUAACACUGAUCACAAUUAACGUCUGUAAAUGUUUUCUCGAUGCUGAGCCUUUUGUAGAAAAGAUACAAGAGGUAUUCUUACACAAGAUGUAUUCUUUACAUGUCGAACCAGGAAUUAGCCUUAAACUUGGUACAAAGUACUGGAUCUUGCUGAAUCUUUACUGAAUCUUGCCUUGUUGUUAAUUUUUUGUUGAUAAUUUGUGUCACGAAGGCACUCUAUAAAACAAACAAUCAUAUGCCACAUCUUUCCAAUCAUGCACUUUAAUAGACAAUGAUUAAUAAUACAGCGUAAGCCUAUAUAAGAUACUUUGUGAAGCCUAAUGCAGCGGGGAACCAUCUUAUUUUAUGCUUCCCUUUUUGGUUUCCAUCAUGUAACAUUGAAUCACAGUGCUUAAAUUGCAGAUCAAACUGUAUCAGAUGAGUUUCACUGCUAUAAUUUCUAUAACAUGAUUAAGAUUACAUACAGUAUAUUUGCCAAAAUGCAAUCAGAGAUAUGUUGUAUUUUGUCACCUGAAACAUCAAUUAAAAGAUAAAGAAAUGUAGAAAUGUGUAAUAUGGGAACUCUGUAAAAAUAGGAAAUGUAUUUCUCCGAAGCAGUGAUUUCUGAGGAUGUUGCAAACCGUCUCUUCAACCACAGAUGUGCUUUAUCUGGUAAAUCAUCCAGGUUACUAAAAUGGAGAGAUAAGAGGAAGUUGUCUUUUCAUAAAA